Xenia sp. Carnegie-2017 is the source of this 1936-nucleotide messenger RNA. Its product is annotated as diacylglycerol O-acyltransferase 1-like. Gene Ontology annotation, biological process: triglyceride biosynthetic process. The record is from RefSeq and is a predicted model, not a curated record. Gene Ontology annotation, molecular function: diacylglycerol O-acyltransferase activity. Bases 306 to 1709 code for a protein of 467 amino acids. NCBI's taxonomy places the organism in Eukaryota, Metazoa, Cnidaria, Anthozoa, Malacalcyonacea, Xeniidae. Gene Ontology annotation, cellular component: endoplasmic reticulum membrane. The transcript has 18 exons.
GAAAACCUUAAAUAUUUGAGGUAAAAAGAUUCACCAGUGUGCAGUUGAAACUCGGAACCCUAGAUGUAAACGUAGCUAUAACAAUAGAAAAACAAAUUUUCUAAUUUCAAGCUCAGAGAAAACCCAUCUCUCGCGAGCGUGUACACGUGAAGUGCACGUGUACAUCGGUCAAAUCGUUUCCGGUAAAAAUAAAUCGAAUAUUGACAUAUUCGCUUGCUAAGUAAGAUAAAUGCUCGGUUUAUCGAUGAAAAGAAAAUAGUUUCAGAGGACAUUGUUUCACGCUCAGCCUUCGGGGUACUGUUGAAAUGUCGAAAACUGAUAAAACCACUCGCAAAAGAAAUGUAAAUAUUGCAACUAAACCUCAUGAUGUGACGACGACCACCAACAAUGUACAAGCACAAAAAGCUGACUACGAUAAAAGAAUCCAUUCUAUGACGGAGUCCUUACUGAGUUUCAGCAGUGGAUUUCAAAACUAUAGAGGCCUUUUGAAUAAUUGUAUCGUUCUAUUGGUGUUAUCAAGUUUCCGAUUGGCUUUGGAUAAUUUAUUAAAAUAUGGAAUACUCUUUGAUCCAAUGCCUGGCAUAGUAAUCUUUCUCGCUCACCCACAAAAGUGGCCCUCGGCUUGCUUAGUUUUGGCAUCAAACAUUAACAUCCAAGUAAUGUUCCUUGUGGAGAAAUUAAUGUCAAAGGGUAAACUUACGUAUCUUGGAAGCAUCAUUCACACAGCGAAUCUUGCUUGUUUAUUGAUCGUACCAGCUACUAUUGUCCUGUUAUUUCAACCUCCGCCAUGGUACUCCAGUAUCGCGCUAAUCUGGUACACAAUUCUAUGGUUAAAAUACAUUUCAUAUAUAUCUGUGAAUAAAUGGUUAAGAGAAGGGAGUAUGACAAAUCCGCCGCCAUUGCGUUCUUCGGUUGAGGAUAGUCCAACUGAAGAAAAGGCAAAGAAUGGAAGGACGCACACGUUAAAUCUUGUUAAGUAUCCUGAAAAUUUAACUCAAAAAGAUUUGUAUUAUUUUUUGGCCGCUCCUACGCUGUGCUACGAAUUAAACUUUCCAAGAACCAAAAGAAUACGAAUACGUUUUCUUUUGCGAAGAACAGCAGAAUUUCUGUUCCUCAUCGGAGUUAUUUUGGCAAUUAUUCAACAGUGGAUGAUUCCAACGAUCACCAACUCUUUGAAACCAUUUCGAGAAAUGGAUUAUCCACGAGUAGUUGAACGUAUAAUGAAAUUAGCGGUUCCCAACCACAUGAUGUGGCUUAUAUUCUUUUACUGUUUCUUUCAUUCAUUUCUGAAUAUUCUCGCUGAAAUUUUGAAAUUUGGCGACAGAACAUUUUAUAAAGAUUGGUGGAACGCCAGUACGAUUCAACAAUUUUGGAAAACGUGGAACAUCCCGGUACAUCGAUGGGCACAACGGCAUUUUUACUUCCCGUUAAGACGACGUGGUUAUAACCCACUGACCUCAAGUGUUCUCGUGUUUUUACUAUCCGCGUUUUUCCACGAGUUCCUGGUUAGUAUUCCUUUACAGAUGUUCAGACCGUGGGCAUUCAUUGGUAUUACUGCUCAGAUACCAUUGGCAACCUUAACUGGUCUGCUACCAAAGAACACUGUAUAUGGUAAUUUUGUUGUGUGGCUAUCCCUCAUUAUGGGCCAACCAAUCGCAUUCAUGAUGUACGGACAUGAUUAUUACGUCAUUAAUUCAAGUCCUCAUUAGUCAGUGCCUCGGAGUUCAGAUCUGCUCAAGUUGUGUUCAAGAAAAUAUACAAAAGUUGGUUAUUGUGAAGCUGAAAGGUGUAACAAUAUUCACACUUUAAGAAGAUUAUGCACCUAGGGAUGUUACAAAAUAAUUUUUAUUGUAAUUUAUACAAACAAGAUCAUAUGUGUCUAUAGCAUGAGUGAAUUUAAAAUUAUGGUGUGAAAUAAAGAUAAAGAAAAUUUUUA